GUUGACUAUAUUUGUCUUUAAACCCUUUUCGUUGGCUUUGCUUCACUAGGUUUCUUCGCGACCAUGGCUGCUGGAUUGAUCGCAUCGGGAUUGAAGCCUUCGAGCAACCAAGUUGCUGGCCAUUCUUUUGAAGAGGGGCAUGUCGGCUCGCUCGUCGAUGAUUCGGGCUGGUUCUACAAGCCGCUGCAAGACGGUGCCAGAGGGGAGUACGAGAUUGAGUUCUACCAAAAGUUUUGGUCGGACGAGCGAGUUCCAGACGAGAUCAAGGAGUUCUUCCCAAAGUUCCGCGGCUCCGUCCUCGUUGACACUGCAAACUCGCCCACGCCAACAAGGUAUGCCGUGCUAGAGGACGUGACCAAGAGCUUCGACCAGCCUUGCAUUAUCGAUAUCAAGAUGGGAUUCCAGACGUGGUACCCGGAGGCUGGUGAAGCCUAUAGAAAGAAAUGCGAGAUAAAAGACCGCGAGUCCACAACAGGAACUUUGGGAAUUCGCGUCAGUGGGAUGCAGGUCUAUGAUCCAUCAACUCGCUCCAAAUGGAAGGCCGAUCGCAACUGGUGCCGGAAGCUCGACAACCACGGCGUAGAGUACGCCAUCCGUCGCUUUGUUUCGACAAAUCCAUUCGAUGACGAGAAUCCAAACGCACUCUUGGCUUCCAAAGUUUAUGAAGCCGCCAAGAUGGAGCUCGAGAAGCUCACAAGCUGGUUUGAGAAGCAGACGUUCUAUCACUUCUUUUCGAGCUCCGUGCUGAUAAUCUACGAGGACCAUGGAGCAGCAUCGAAAGUCAGUGUCAAGCUUGUAGACUUCGCCCACGUUACAUACGAUCACGAUACCAUCGACGAGAACUACCUCGCAGCCUUGAAGUCCCUGACGAGAGUUUUAUCCAUGUCACCGUGACGAUGACUCCAUACUUUUCAGUCGAAUCGUUCGCUCAAA
This is a messenger RNA of Selaginella moellendorffii, 933 nucleotides long. Its product is annotated as inositol polyphosphate multikinase beta. The record is from RefSeq and is a predicted model, not a curated record. Gene Ontology annotation, molecular function: inositol-1,4,5-trisphosphate 3-kinase activity; inositol tetrakisphosphate kinase activity. Gene Ontology annotation, cellular component: cytoplasm; nucleus. The transcript is spliced from 8 exons. The coding region runs from base 64 to 894 and encodes 276 amino acids. Gene Ontology annotation, biological process: inositol phosphate biosynthetic process. Lineage: Eukaryota; Viridiplantae; Streptophyta; Lycopodiopsida; Selaginellales; Selaginellaceae.